Messenger RNA from Macrobrachium nipponense, 4335 nucleotides. RefSeq names its product lysyl oxidase homolog 2-like. Gene Ontology annotation, cellular component: membrane. The record is from RefSeq and is a predicted model, not a curated record. Gene Ontology annotation, molecular function: protein-lysine 6-oxidase activity; copper ion binding. Bases 514 to 2115 code for a protein of 533 amino acids. NCBI's taxonomy places the organism in Eukaryota, Metazoa, Arthropoda, Malacostraca, Decapoda, Palaemonidae. Gene Ontology annotation, biological process: peptidyl-lysine oxidation. The transcript has 9 exons.
GGGAGACCCAGGCCAGGAGGUAUGCACAGCCACGGCACAGGUCAGAUGUCACUUGGCACUUGAACGGCCAGCUGUGUCUCAUAAAGCAGUGGCAGCAGUCUUGACUGAACGUUACAUCUGCGCCGUUGAUUUACCGAACGAAAUCGACUACGCCACUUGAGUCUCACCGAUAAUAUUAGAGUGAAUGGGUUAUUAUGAAGUGAUAUAGUUUUCUGUAGACACAGAAUAAUCAAGGAAAUCGAGCUUGGUAUUACGUUACUUACAAACAGGUGCCAUACGUCGUGACAUGUAACCAGCAACUUUCGUAAGACUGCAGUCAUAAGAGCUUGAAAAAGAAUGGUAUAUAAACUGUGAGCGCCGGACGCUACCGUAAACAAGAAAAUACACUGUACAUACAAAAAUAAGUAUAAGUAAACGCCUGGAUUACCCUAGAAUACUCGGCGGUCGCCGAAUUGCAAGAUAUUUAAAAGAUCCUGUCCCAGGACGAACGAGGGGAGGGGUCCACGCACAGCCAUGUCACCAACGCGCAUACUUUUAAUCCUUUUAACACUCAUGCUGGUCUUGACGUUGCUGUGCGAAGCUGUCGAUGCUGCUAAACGCAGGCGUCGAAGACGUCGCCGUCAGCGAGGGCAGAUGCAAGAGGCGGGUUCUCGAAAGAUAAGACACGCGUCGGGGAGGAGGGCAGAAUUCGUCAGAAGGACGCUGACGAAGGCGCGCCGAAGGAGGAAGAAGGUGGAGGAAGGUUCAGUUCGCCUCGUGGAAGGUCGAGCAGAAUAUGAAGGAAACGUGCAGGUAUACCACGAAGGCCGAUGGGGUAAUAUUUGCGACGACGAAUGGGAUGAACGAGAGGGAGAAUUAGUUUGCAGACAGUUGGGUUUUCCAGGUCUCAUGAAGGUCACUUACAGCGGUACAUAUGGGCAUGCACAGGGUAAUUAUUGGUUGGACAACCUAUUUUGCUACGGAACAGAAAAGAACCUCACUGAAUGCAGGCACGAUGGAUGGGGAAUCCACGACUGCGAGGGAACUGAAUCAGCAGGAGUUGUCUGUAAAUCCCACUUCACAACUACCACACCAACUCCAACGCUCCCUCCAAGAGACCAGCCAAUCUUCACUGAUAAGAUAAAAAUUGCGCAUGCACUUGAUGGAAAAAUGAAAUUAAGAUUAAAGGGUGGAAGGACUGACACUGAGGGCCGCGUAGAGGUCAGACUACCAGGUUCUACGAACUGGACUCUCUUGUGUGGAGAUGGAUGGUCUCUCUUGGAGGCCAUGGUUGUUUGUCGGCAUAUUGGCAUGAAGUAUGCACAGGGAGCAUUGUCUGCAGGCUUCUUCGGGGGAAAUAAGUCAGACAUUUCAAUCAGUGGAAUUAAAUGCCAUGGAAACGAAGAGAAACUGGAUCACUGUUUGCAUGACGCUGUGGGCGAUGUCUUUUGCCCUGACGAAGGGUCCGAGCCGAACAUAGCGGGUGUGACAUGCGUAGAAAAAAUGGCUGACUUGGUCCCGGAUCACAUAGAGCUGGCGAGGUCGGCUCAUUUGGAAGACAAGCAAUUGUUCUUUUUACAGUGCGCAAUGGAAGAAAACUGUCUUGCUCAGUCAGCAGUAAUAGCACAGGAGACUGGUUAUGGAUGGCAUCUGGAGACCAGACGACUCCUAAGAUUUACUGCCCGCAUUGUAAAUCAAGGAGACGAGGCCUUUAGGCCUUUCUUGCCUAAGGAACACUGGCAGUGGCACGCAUGUCAUAUGCAUUAUCAUAGUAUGGAAGUCUUCGCUCACUACGACAUCAUAGACGAGAAAGGAAAUCGUAUAGCUGAAGGUCACAAAGCUUCCUUUUGCUUGGAAGAUAACAACUGCGCUCCAGGAAUACAGCCGGUUUUCAAGUGCGCCAAUUAUGGUGAUCAAGGAAUCAGUCCUGGAUGUACAGACACAUAUGCAUACAAUAUUGACUGUCAAUGGAUAGAUAUUACCGAUAUUAAACCUGGCACUUAUACUUUUAAGCUAGCUGUAAAUCCUGAACUCAAGGUGCCCGAGAUCUCCUUCGACAAUAAUGCUGCUGUGUGUGAGCUUAUCUAUCGUGAAACUAAUGCAUGGAUUGGCAACUGUUCUUUGACUCGUCCUUAAUAUGCAGAAGUACCUUCAAAGCAGUUUCUUGAGACUUCCUUAAUCAUACAAUGGUAGCACACUAACUGGCUGUGUGAAAAUUACUUAUACAGUAUACUGUGAUGAUCAUUAAAUAUGAGAUAUAAAAAAGAACACAAACAAGCUCAGGUAUCACACCAAUUAUCAGGCGAUGAUUACUUGUCAGUCUUUACGGAAUUACAUAGAGUGAAUGCUAAACUUGUUACUAUUUAAGUGCUCCUUACAGUGUCGCUGAUGAAAGUUGUAUUAAUUUUAUAAAUUUAUCUUAGUCUAGACCUAUUUUCAAAAGAGUAUUUAAAGUUUUUUUACAAAGACAAAUACUCUUCUUUGAGAAAGUACUUAGAUACAAAUUUAUAUACUUAGUAUUCUCUUCAAAUAUGAUGCAAAGGUUAAAAAAAUUUUGGCAUACCCUAUGUCCUGGGUGUUUACCCAGCCAUUCAGAUAGAUUGACUGACAAUGAAUCUGAAUACUACUAAAAAGCGAUGCCCAGGCCUGGGUAGACUGGAAUGAGGGAGCAAUAAGGACUGGUGACUGCACUUAUGGGUUUCCCAUGAAGAAGAGUAAUACUGCACCAAUAAAUAACUGAUCAGGUAUCAAGAGUCCUAUUAACAGCAUUGGAUCAGACGGACUCUUGGAUAUGUAUAUUGUAGACAUCAGUGCGAUGUACAGAUUCAAAGAGAAGCUAUUUCCCUUAGAUUGAUGUACAGUAUAUCAAACAAAAAUCACAAAAGUAUACAACAAAGGACAGUUAGGAUCUCACUCAGAAUCACAUUGGAAAUGGAGCAACUAAGCAAUAGGUUAUAAGGGAAUGCAAAGGAUAAGUUUCUCUUGAAAAAGCAAAGACUCUCCAAGACUAAUGCCAGAAAUGAGAAUGGAGAGUAUGGCAUGAAAUUAGAAGCCCCUCCUUUCCUGUACCACUUCCAUGUCAUCUAGGUCUUCCUCUUUGCUUUCCUCUCAACAUUUCCAAAUUGUCCACUUCUUUUACCACCUCGAUAAAGAAGCUGGCUAAUGCUUACCCCGCAAUUCAAAACUAAGAGUAAAACUCAUGCAGUUGCUGGGAGGCUUCCACUAUGGUUUUAUUGGUUUCAUCAGGAGAAAAGGAUAUCUCAUGUUAAGAAAUUUUAUCAGAGUUGUCCAGGACCAAACAUUCCUGAAGUUCGAUGUAGUAGAUCUAGCUUUAUGGAUAGUGCAAUGCAAAUUACUACAAUCUCUUAAAACCAUUUACACAAGACCCAUGCAAAUGAAAUAUACUGUAUUACUGUAUUUUGUAUUUCCUUUCGCAGUAAAGAUAUGAAACUAGAAAAUUUCAUAAAAUCAAAUACAAAAUCAAAUUCAGAGAAAGUUCAGAGAAAUCGUUUCAUCAACUGUAAAUGCUAUAAUUUACACUUUUCGUAAUGACUGUAGUAUUUUCUAACAAUAUAACAGUACAUAUUAGUUGUUUUAUCUUCAUACAAAUUUCUAAGCAUAUCAGUUUUCGACAUAUUUGCUAUGUAAUAAGCAACUAGCAUCAACAGUAGUAAACCUUAAUCAUUAUGCAUCGGGCAUUAUUUUCCUGCUAAACGUUCCACUAUCAUCAUUUGUUAGUCAAGAUUAUCUGAGUUAACAGCACAUACUAGUCGUCUUUUCUAUACGUUAAUGUCUAAUCAUAAGAGUUGUAUUGAGUAAUUUUGUUUCAGUCAUAAUGUCUAUACUCAAAGUUGCAUUUUAUUAGUUUUUUGUUACCUUUCCCUUAAACAUCUGUUGUCUACAUUAAAGUGUACAUACCUUAUUAAUGUAAUUUAUAUUUGACUUUAUUUGUAUUAGCCUUGUAAAAUAUAUUAAGUAUGCUUAUACAUAUAGUGUUGGCGAUGUAUGGAGAGAAAUAGUAUGCUAACUGACAUUCGGUUCUGUACAACUGCAAAUUCCUGUAUAGCCUACCACUUAACAUUGCUAUAAUAUAUCUUUACUAGAAUCAAAAUUACAUUUCCUCGUAGUAAUGCUAUUAGAGAGAGAGAGAGAGAGAGAGAGAGAGAGAGAGAGAGAGAGAGAGAGAGAGAGAGAGAGAGAGAAGACACUCUUCAGGCUAGCCAAGAGACAGACAUUUGUAUGAUUAACUUAGUUUGCAUAAUUGUGGAAGAUUAAGUUAUAACAGGGAUUUUAUCAUAUCCCAUGCACCAUAAAAUUAAUGCUGUAAUAGUAUAUUGUUAAUAAGCUUAAAAUUAU